AUGGCAAUGAAGACAUGUGGCUCUAAUCUUCAAGGACCAAGUGGUACCUUUACGUCUCCCAACUUUCCAUUCCAGUAUGACAGCAAUGCACAAUGUGUCUGGGUCAUCACAGCAGUGAAUACAAAUAAGGUUAUCCAGAUAAAUUUUGAAGAAUUUGAUCUGGAGAUUGGCUACGAUACCUUGACAAUUGGUGAUGGGGGAGAAGUUGGAGACCCAAGGACAGUGCUUCAAGUGCUGACUGGAAGCUUUGUCCCAGACUUGAUAGUGAGCAUGAGUAGCCAAAUGUGGCUGCACCUUCAAACAGAUGAGAGUGUUGGAUCUGUUGGCUUCAAGGUUAACUACAAAGGUAAUGAUGAAUUGCUACUGUGAGAAGUAUGUUAUCUCAAUUCCACCAGAGAAUACUUUCAAAUUUGAACUUAAUUGCAUCUACAGAAUAAAAGCUUUGCAGAACACAAUCAAGAAUACAUUUCAACAAAAUCAGUUCCUCUUUAAUCUAACUGUAAGCAUUGAUUCCACUUAUAUUUAAAUAAAAUUAGUUUUUCCUUGAAAA
This is a messenger RNA of Galeopterus variegatus (Sunda flying lemur), 550 nucleotides long. RefSeq names its product CUB and sushi domain-containing protein 3-like. NCBI's taxonomy places the organism in Eukaryota, Metazoa, Chordata, Mammalia, Dermoptera, Cynocephalidae. The record is from RefSeq and is a predicted model, not a curated record. The coding region runs from base 1 to 369 and encodes 122 amino acids. The transcript has 4 exons.